AUGUCAAUUGAUUGUAACAGGAUUACUAUUUCAUUCCCCGAAAAGGAAAAAAAAAACCCUGGUGGUAAAUUAUAUAAUAGAUUUGGAAAUUCGCGAUCAAAGCGUUCAAGGCCCUCCGUUGAAGAAAACGGGAAACUCAUAGAUUAUUCAUCAUCGCAAACAGACGAAGUUGAUGAUUCCAUAUCGUUAGCUUUAAAAACAGCCUUAAGUCGUGAUAGCUCUGACUGGACUACCGUUUGUGAUAAAUGGAAAAAAACGUAUUCACUUCGUCAACAAGAGCUUUCUACUACAUCUAAUCACUCUUCUUUUUUAAAAUCUUGGCCAAAAUAUGGAGAUGCUAGAGCAACACAACUGAUUAAAAUUGAUUUUGAAAUAAUGUACCCUGGAAAACAACACCUGUUACUGAGCAAGUGGGAACAUUUCAAAAUAAUUAUUAAAAGAUAUUACGAAGCUAACAUCCACAACCCAAAUUGCAAGAAGCAGUUGCGUUUACUUAAUUCUAAUUUAAGCUCUGGCAACAUACUAAAAGAUUCUGAAGACUUUAUUCUGGCCAUUUUGCUCAACUCGGUCUUACCAGCAUCUUCAAGAUUCAAAGAUAGAAACGGAAGCAACAAAAGGAAAGUCUCAAUUGCGGAUGCGCAGGAGAGUUUUGCACUGAGGAUUCCAUCAAUUCAGUCAUAUCAGGAAAAUAUAAGCGAAUUGGUAAACAAAUAUUAUAACAUAGGUUUAACUAUUCAGCCAUUUAUUUUGUGCGUUGGUCAAGAUGACUACAAUAUUCAUGAAUAUUAUGUUUAUUUAGACAAAACAUUGUUUAAGUUUGAUAGCUUUAUAGAAGCACUUGACCUGUGCUUUAAAACAUUCCAGGUUCUGUCUUUAAAAUAUCCUUUAGCUUGUCAGUCGUGUUGGUUGUUUAUCCAAAAAUAUUUUUUCAAUAUUGAAAGCAAAUUUGAUUUUAAAUCAAGCAAUAUAACAUCUUUGUUAAACUUUUUCAAAAAUCAGUCAUAAUUGAUUCAAGACCUGUGUUUCAAAAAUAAGCAAGUUAUUUCUUUAAUAUCCCGUAGAUUUUAGUUUUAAGAUUUAAUUGUUAAUAUUUGUCGCUAAGCUUAUAAUUGAUCUUCCAAAAAGUUUUAAUAUCUUUAGCUAUACCGACUUAUUAGCUGUUCAAAGAAAAAUAUUUAGUUUUUAACAUCAUAAAUAAACUGUAUAAAACAAUAGAAAUUGUAAGUACACCCUUCAAAUGUCUAGAUACCCCCAUACGUCAAAUUUGAAUAAAAUAGUUGUUUUACUAUUAUUUUCUUACCUUGCUUUCC
Molecule: messenger RNA, 1310 nt
Organism: Eupeodes corollae
Lineage: Eukaryota; Metazoa; Arthropoda; Insecta; Diptera; Syrphidae
Exons: 4
Coding region: 1-1005 (334 amino acids)
Source: RefSeq, a predicted model, not a curated record